Pyrenophora tritici-repentis Pt-1C-BFP is the source of this 550-nucleotide messenger RNA. RefSeq lists its product as uncharacterized. Lineage: Eukaryota; Fungi; Ascomycota; Dothideomycetes; Pleosporales; Pleosporaceae. The record is from RefSeq and is a predicted model, not a curated record.
AUAUCUGAAUGCCGUCUUUUCACCAACAUGGUACAACGAGAUUCUGAAUCGCCACCACUUCAGGCUGCAGUCAAACUGGACAAGGCCGAGUUUGAAGACUGCACGCCCUGUCGCAUAGUCGGUAGCGCAACCUUUGUCGGCCUCGGUGUCUUCACCUAUGUCUCAGGACACUCGCAGAUCCGCGCAAACGAAGCCGCGAUACGAGCUAGCAAGAGCAUCUUCGGAAUGAGGAGUAGAGGGGCCGCCAUAACGGGCACCAGCGCUGUCAUGGUUGGGUUGGGCAUAUACCGCUGCUUCUCCUGAACAAGGGAAGGAAUCAACUGUGGUUAGCAUGUCAACGAGGUAGCACAUGGUCACAUCACACGAGCAUGUCCGUCGGGUCGAAAAAGUAUAUGGUAGAAUUGUCGGCUAAAGCCAUGAAAGUAUAUCCUCUAGUCUCCUUUGCUCGCUCCUAUAAACUCCUCCAAGCUGGUACAUGGUAUCUUGGUAAACCUCGAAGAACGAAUCGAGGUAUAUUCCCCUUGAAAAGCCAAGAACACCAUAUUGAUGC